GACAAUUCACAUUUCACACAGUAGGUGGUCUACCAAACAAAGGCUUCGCCUAUAGGGCUCGAUUCAUCCAUUAACCUCUCGCAUACGCGACCACCGCCACAACCACUGCAAGCUCCCCCGCCACCACUACCUCGGCAGCCACCUGCUCCGCCGCCAUGCCGAAGAACAAGGGAAAGGGAGGGAAGAACCGGAAGCGGGGGAAGAACGAGGCCGACGACGAGAAGCGCGAGCUGGUGUUCAAGGAGGACGGCCAGGAGUACGCCCAGGUCCUCCGCAUGCUCGGCAACGGCCGUUGCGAGGCCAUGUGCAUCGACGGCACCAAGCGCCUCUGCCACAUCCGCGGUAAGAUGCACAAGAAGGUCUGGAUCGCCGCCGGCGACAUCAUCCUCGUCGGCCUUCGUGACUACCAGGACGAUAAGGCCGAUGUCAUCCUCAAGUACAUGCCUGAUGAGGCCAGGCUCUUGAAGGCCUACGGAGAGCUGCCGGAGAACACCAGGUUGAACGAGGGCAUCGCCGGCGGCCUCGACGAGGAGGAUGAUGGUGCCGGGGACGAUUACAUCGAGUUUGAAGACGAGGACAUUGAUAAAAUCUAGGGUUUGGGUUCUGUUCUAUAUACUCGUAAAAAAAUCUCUAGGGUUUGGCUUACAUUAUAAAUCGAGUAAACUCCAUCUCUCUGUGGUUUUUCCUUUUAUUUUUUUUCCCGAAAUAUACCUAAUUUUGAUUGUUACAUUACACAUGAGGAGUUUGAUGCGAGUAUGUGAUGUUUUAUGUGAUUGCCGUAAAUCUGAGAUUUGCUCUUCUGAAA
Malania oleifera is the source of this 805-nucleotide messenger RNA. Its product is annotated as eukaryotic translation initiation factor 1A. Gene Ontology annotation, cellular component: cytoplasm. Gene Ontology annotation, biological process: translational initiation. Gene Ontology annotation, molecular function: RNA binding; translation initiation factor activity. Lineage: Eukaryota; Viridiplantae; Streptophyta; Magnoliopsida; Santalales; Ximeniaceae. The transcript has a single exon. The record is from RefSeq and is a predicted model, not a curated record. The coding region runs from base 156 to 593 and encodes 145 amino acids.